AUGUCGGCUUCCGUCACUGAAUACCUCAAUAUGAUGCGCUCGAUUGGGAGUGGAAAACUUCAAAAUCAUCAAUUGAAACCACACUCGGAUGAGACGUUGGCAUUAGCUCGAGAAUUCGUUCACUAUUUGGACAAAGCCGUCACGCCUUUUCACGCUGUUGCCGAAUGUGCGGAUCGUCUUCGUGCCAGCGGAUUUAAAGAACUUGAUAUGGGCUCUCGUUGGGACAUUGCCGCCGGCGGGAAAUAUUUUGUCACAAAAAACAAUACCACAAUUUUCGCCAUUGUUGUUGGUGGACAAUAUCAACCAGGCAACGGGUUUAGCAUUGUUGCCGCGCACAGUGAUUCCCCGUGCCUUCGAGUGAAGCCAAAAUCUAAAUUAGAAUCGGAAGGGUGCCUUCAAGUUGGUUGCUCGACAUAUGGUGGCGGACUAUGGCGCACUUGGUUUGAUCGGGAUCUUUCUUUGGCCGGAAUGAUUGUUGUGAAAACGGAUACUGGGUUGCUUCACAAAUUGGUUGAUCUUCGUGGACCGAUCAUGACAAUUCCGAGCUUGGCCAUCCAUCUACAAGAAGACCGAAGCAGCAAAUUUGAUUGGAAUAACGAGACACAUCUUCGGCCAAUUCUGCUCACUAAUGCUUUCCCUGGAGUCGGAGAAAAGACUAGUGAUCAGCACCAUCCACAACUCCUGACGCUGAUUGCCAAAAGUGCUGAAGUCGAUCCAUUAAACAUCGUCAGCAUGGAUCUCUACUUAUACGAUGCUCAAAAGCCGGCAAUCACUGGCCUUUUCAACGAGUUCAUUUCGGGUGGACGGCUCGACAAUCAGGUGGGCAUGUACACAAGUGUUUCGGCAUUGAUUGCUUCGCUUUCCGACGGUGCUGUGGAAUCUGACCCAAACAUUCGCAUUGCUGCUUGCUUUGAUAACGAAGAAGUAGGGUCUCAAUCUGCCCAAGGAGCCGAUUCGAUGUACAUUCAAUGGGUGCUUAGAAAGCUUUCAAACAGUCCAAGCAAUCCGGUGGCUUUUGAAGAGGCAAUGGCUAAAAGCGUUCUAAUUUCGGCCGAUCAAGCGCACGCAGUUCACCCGAAUUACAAGGAGAAAUGCGAUGAAAACCAUCGUGUUAGUAUUCAUGGUGGACCGGUGAUUAAGUUGAAUGUAAAUCAACGUUAUGCUACCACCGCAACGACAUCGGCUAUUGUGAAAGAGAUUGCUGACGAGGCCGGAAUACCCAUUCAAGAAUUUGUGGUGAAGAACGACAGUCCUUGUGGUUCUACAAUUGGUCCCAUGCUCUCCGCUAAUCUUGGUUUGGCUACAGUUGAUAUGGGUUGCCCUCAGUUGGCUAUGCAUUCGAUUCGCGAAAUGGCUGGUACCUCAUCGAUUCUUCAAGCGGUUGCCCUUUAUACGAAGUUUUAUUCACGUCUUCCAUCUCUUCUUGCACAUACGAAA
Messenger RNA from Mesorhabditis belari, 1437 nucleotides. The record is from the annotation of a GenBank genome assembly. NCBI's taxonomy places the organism in Eukaryota, Metazoa, Nematoda, Chromadorea, Rhabditida, Rhabditidae.